Messenger RNA from Fusarium vanettenii 77-13-4, 1382 nucleotides. RefSeq lists its product as uncharacterized. The record is from RefSeq and is a predicted model, not a curated record. Gene Ontology annotation, molecular function: translation initiation factor activity. Gene Ontology annotation, cellular component: cytoplasm; eukaryotic translation initiation factor 3 complex. NCBI's taxonomy places the organism in Eukaryota, Fungi, Ascomycota, Sordariomycetes, Hypocreales, Nectriaceae. The transcript is spliced from 4 exons. The coding region runs from base 1 to 870 and encodes 289 amino acids.
AUGCCUCCUAAGAAGUGGGACGAUGAGGAGAGCGACGAUAGCUCUUCCUCCAGCUCUCCGGCUGCCGCUGCCGCUGCCGCUGCCGUUGCUGCUCGCCGCAAGUUUGACGAUGAGGAAGACGAUAGCGAUGCAAGUCUCGACAUGAUGCCCCGCGCUCUCUGGCGCCUUGCAAGACUAACCCGACCCUCUUCGCCAGAGCGCGAGAAGGAGCGCAAGGCCGCCGAGGCCAAGGCCAAGGCUGCUGAAGCUGCCGCCGCCGCCAAGAAGCCCAAGGGCCAGCGUAUUGCUGAGCACCAGGCCGACCGAGCCAAGCAGAAGGCCAACGCCGCCAGCGUUCAAGUGGUCGAGGAGACCGAGGCCGAGAAGCGUGAGCGACUCCGACGUACCGAGCAGGAGGCCGAUCUUGCCCACGCCGCCGACAUGUUUGGAGAUAUCGGAAUCAGCGCUGGCCGGGCCAAGACCCGAACUGCUGCCGUCAUCGUCGACUCCGCCGAUCCUACCAACACUGUCGACAUUUCCAAGCUGCCCCUUUUCCAGCCCCAGACCAAGGCUCAGUUCGAAAACCUCCGCACAGUUCUCGGCCCCAUCCUUUCGGCCAACGCAAAGAACCCCCAGUACAGCCUCUUCCUCCAGGACUUCACCAAGGCCCUCGCCAAGGAGAUGCCCAGCGAGCAGAUCAAGAAGCUGGCUAGUACUAUCACCGCCCUGGGCAAUGAGAAGAUGAGGGAGGAGAAGGCUGCCGACAAGGGCGGCAAGAAGACCAAGGCUGCCAAGACCAAGACGUCGCUGGUUACUGGCCGUGCUAACGCUGCGGACACUAGCCACUACGAUGAUGAUGGUGGUGACUUUGGAGAUGAUGACUUCAUGUGAAGCGGUUCUUGACGCAAUAAUAAGGGGAGCUCCCAUCUCGCGCCCAGGCCGUGGCUCCAACUCCGGGCUGCGCAUUCCUGGCCCUGCCCAGCGAGCCUGUCUCUACGCUUGCCGUGGUGUAGUUUCGGUGUGCCGUUGGAGCCUACGUCUGUCUACAUGCCGGCGUUUCAUGGCUUCGCCUCGAAUCCGUUCCGGGUGCUCGGAUAGGACAGGGGCAGCAGGGUGAGGGUGGCGCAAGGGGAGGGUAGUAAAAGGCGGUCGUUUAAUGGACGGACGCGAGGGCGUCGGGGUAUUUUGGAAUGAAAGCGAACACGCUCAGAGACUGGCACUUGUCCUCAUAGUAGACGAGUCGGUUACAUAUACUCCAUUAGAUGGGAGAUGUGUGUACGGCGACUCAAGUCCGCCCUGGUCUAGAAAAAGUUUAAAGACAAGAGCUAGAGGAGUUGUGCAUUACAUUACACCUGAACAUCUUGAACUUGAUAUAGAACUCGUACAUUAACAUGUCUGUUCGU